This is a messenger RNA of Octodon degus (degu), 2883 nucleotides long. It is a transcript of the gene Bhlha15, whose product is annotated as basic helix-loop-helix family member a15. The record is from RefSeq and is a predicted model, not a curated record. The transcript is spliced from 2 exons. Gene Ontology annotation, molecular function: protein dimerization activity. The coding region runs from base 99 to 698 and encodes 199 amino acids. Lineage: Eukaryota; Metazoa; Chordata; Mammalia; Rodentia; Octodontidae.
CUUGUCCCCCGUGGGCAGCCUCGGCGUGUGCAGCCACGGAUCCCCAGUUCUGAGAGACUUCUCCCAGCCGCCAUCUUCUGGGACAACCAGUUCUGACCAUGAAGACCAAAAACAGACCCCCCCGGCGCCGGACGCUGCUGCAGAACACCGAGGCCACUGCAGAGGAGCAGACCUCCGACAGACCACAGCCUGGCUGCGGGGCAGAGCUGGCCAAGGGUCUGCGGAGCAGGACGUCCAGGGCGGCAGGGACACGGGCUGAGGGUGGGCGCCGGCGACAGGGGCCAGGCAGCCGGCGAGAGAACAGCAUCCAGCGGCGGUUGGAGAGCAAUGAGCGGGAGAGGCAACGGAUGCACAAGCUCAACAAUGCCUUCCAGGCCCUUCGCGAGGUCAUCCCGCAUGUGCGUGCUGACAAGAAGCUCUCCAAGAUCGAGACACUCACGCUGGCCAAGAACUACAUCAAGUCACUGACCUCCACCAUCCUGACCAUGUCCAGCAACUGCCUCCCAGGCCUGGAGGGAGCAGAGCCCGCACUGGGGCCCAAGCUUUACCAGCACUACCAGCAGCAGCAGCAGCAGCAGCAGCAGCAGCAGCAGCAGCAGCAUGUGGCUGGGGGCCCACUGGGGACCACAGAAGCCCAGCCCCAGGGCCAUCUGCAGCGGUACUCCACACAGAUCCACAGCUUCCGAGAGGGCAGCUAGCACCCAGACUGGGACGGGGUGGCAGUGAUGGCCCAGCCUGCUCCUCCUAGCCCUGGUCCCUCCAAGCCUCAAGCCCCAAACCUGUGAUGAUGUCAGCUCUAAAAGGUUGUGGUCCCCCACAGCUCUUCUGAAACUCAGCUCAGCCACUUCCCUGGAGCAGUUUUUUAACCCCCCAGGGGACAAGCAAUUUCUCUGGUUGUUUCUGGGCCAUAACCCUGAGCAUCAUAAGGCCCAAAGACCCAGGAAGGUUCCAGGCCCUGCUAGUUUUGCAUUGAGCUGGUGGCCUCAGUGAGUAGAAAAGGCCCUUUUGCCUUCUUUAAAACUAAAUUCUCUUCCAUGCAUGUCUCCCCCAUGAGGAAGGUUCCAGAAGAUGGUUGACUUACAGGUUUCCCUGAGAUUAUUAGGCAAAGGAAGGGGGCUUUCUCUAUGCUUCAUCAGAGGCCUAGGUGGGCCUGGGGCUCAGCCCUUUCAUUUGGGUAAGCUGAAGUCUGGGGCUAACAGAUCAGAACACAAGGCCUUUCUAGAAAUAUGGCAGAACAAAAAUGGAGGCUUGUUGAACAGUCAGAAAGCCUAACCAGAGAACUCUACAUUUGUUCUAAAGGGACCUGGGUCAGGCUUCUUCCCUAGACCCUACUGGGGGGCUUCUGGAGAGGAGGUGGUGCUCUGGGCUAUGAUGGGGGGGUGGUCUUUAUGGGGCCUCAGUGCUGGGUAGGAGCUCUCCUGACCCUCUGUGCAGGGAGAGGGUUUGGGGCUUCCUUCACGGUGGAGUCUGGGGUGGCAGAAACUGCCCUCCCCCACCCGACGCUGCUACUGAGGGCAGGGAUUGGGUGGCUUGGCAGCCCAGCUGCCCCAGGCGCAGCUUCCUUCUGUCUGGGCGUUCCUGCCCCACUGGCUCUGCCGGGCUGAGCCACUUUGCUGUCAACCCUGCUGGCAUCUCCUCUCCUUUGUCCUGCUGCACGGAGCUAUCCCAGAGAUCCUUGAGGACCUGGGCAGGGGAACUUAGUUAGACCAGGAGCUUGGCUCCCACUGCCCAAGGCUGAGGCUUUUGCUGGCCUAUCUCCAAUACGUGGCCUUGCCCUCCCCAAGCUUGGGCAGUGUAGCACUACCUGUGGGCUUGGGGUCAGCCAUGGCCACAUGAAGGUUAACAGGUGGCACCUGAAGGAAUUUCCACUAUGGUCCUAACUCCCAGCCGGGUGCCCUGGAAGGAAGCCCUGGGCGCACCAAUCUCCCUGUCUCAAUGAGGCCAUCUUGUGUCCUUCCCUGUAGUCCUGGGAGCCUGGCCUGAUUCCACGGCUCCAACUGUCCAUCAUGGGUCAGGUAGGGUCCCUUGGGGGUGGCCUCUGGGGAAAGCUCAUUGGCAGGGGCUCCACUAGUGUGAGCUAAAGUUGGACACAACAGCAAGCUUGAGGCUGACCCAGCUCAGACUUCUCCUGCUAUAGGGAUCUCCACUCAGAGGUCCUCUGAGAUGAGUGAGGCCUCCACUGGCCCCUGGAAGCUGAGCUCAGCUUGGCCCUGGCCUUGCCGGACACUGAUGACAUGAGCCCACAGCAUAGACUGCAGGGUGCUGCCCCCAACACCCUCCUGAGAACUGGACACAUCCCAGGGUGGCCCAGGGUCACCGUUUUGCUGGACCACAGCCUCACGUCUUGCCAAGCUGGCGCCUGCAGCCUUCUUCUCUGAGGAUGAGCUGGGCCCAGGUAGCCAGUCCUUCCUCACAGGUGGCCAGAGAGGAUCUGUGCCCUUGGCCACAUUGCAAGGAUCUUCAAAUGCCUCAGUCCCUCUUCUGGGUGUCAAAUAUUGGAGGACAGAAAGAUUGCUGACCAGUCAGCAUGGACUCUGGAUUGGUCUCCCUCGAGCCUUGUCCUGGACCCCCAGCCCAGACUGGCUGCUUCCAUGCUGCAGGAGGUCCUGUUGGGCCAUUGGGGCUAAACUUCCUCAACUACCUGGGCAAGCAGGUUGGAGCUGGGCGAGCUAUUGGCCCACCAUCUUCUCCACAAGCGGAAAAACCAGAACUGCGACUUUUCUGUGUAGGAAAAUCAAACUGGAACUGAGCAGUCUGUCCCCUGCUGGUGGUGAAGAUCUCUCUUAACUGACCCCAAUUUGCUUUUUUUUUUUUUUUUUUUCCUAAUCAAACCUUCAAAGUAUGAACUGAUGCCUUGUCGUACAACAAAAAUAAAAGAUUAGA